UUCUGAAUCUCUCUUGGUAACCAAUGGCAGAGCCUUCGACCAAGAUCAUACCCCUCUUGAAGGAUGAGCUGGACAUCGUGAUCCCCACGAUCCGGAACCUGGAUUUCUUGGAGAUGUGGAGGCCGUUCUUCGAGCCGUACCACCUGAUCAUAGUCCAGGACGGUGACCCGUCGAAGACCAUCAAGGUCCCAGAGGGGUUCGACUAUGAGCUUUACAACCGCAACGACAUCAAUCGGGUUCUGGGUCCCAAGGCUUCUUGCAUUUCCUUCAAGGACUCUGCCUGUCGGUGCUUCGGCUUCCUGGUCUCCAAGAAGAAGUAUAUUUUCACUAUCGACGAUGACUGCUUCGUUGCCAAAGACCCAUCUGGGAAAUAUAUAAACGCACUUGAGCAGCACAUUAAAAAUGUCCUAACUCCAUCCACUCCAUUUUUCUUCAACACUCUUUAUGAUCCAUACAGAGAAGGCGCCGACUUCGUCCGUGGAUAUCCUUUCAGUCUCCGUGGGGGUGCCCCUACCGCUGUUUCUCAUGGACUCUGGCUCAACAUCCCGGACUACGAUGCUCCUACGCAGCUUGUCAAGCCACUGGAGAGAAAUACCAGGUAUGUCGACGCAGUUUUGACAAUACCUAAGGGAACGUUGUUCCCCAUGUGUGGUAUGAAUCUAGCAUUCAACCGUGAAUUGAUUGGACCUGCAAUGUACUUUGGGCUCAUGGGAGACGGUCAGCCAAUUGGCCGAUACGAUGAUAUGUGGGCUGGAUGGUGCACCAAGGUUAUAUGUGACCAUUUGGGGUUGGGAGUCAAGACUGGUCUGCCCUACAUAUGGCACAGCAAAGCCAGCAAUCCUUUUGUUAACCUGAAAAAGGAGUACAAGGGCAUCUUCUGGCAAGAAGAGCUGAUCCCAUUUUUCCGAUCUGCUGUCCUUCCAAAGGAAUGCACCACUGUUCAAGAAUGCUACAUUGAACUCUCCAAGCAGGUCAGGGCUAAGCUUGGCCAGCUCGAUCCCUACUUCAACAAGCUAGCCGAUGCAAUGCUCAUUUGGAUUGAAGCUUGGGAAGAGCUCAACCCCCCUGCCGACCAACCAAUUGUACCUGCAAAGUAGAGACUUUGAUCAACUUUGAUUUGCCUUCCAUGGCUUUUAAAGCUUGCUAGUUGCUUACUAGUGUCAUUAUCAUCAUUAUUAUUAUCAGCUUUUAUUCUUUUCCCUAUUGGGCGGAAACGUAUAGAAUAUUUCUUGUACUUUUGGUGGAUGUCAUCCAUUUUACUCGAAUAUGUGAUAUGACAUUUGAGCAAGCUGUUACUGGCGUUUAA
Messenger RNA from Corylus avellana, 1306 nucleotides. Its product is annotated as UDP-arabinopyranose mutase 3. Gene Ontology annotation, biological process: plant-type cell wall organization or biogenesis; UDP-L-arabinose metabolic process. NCBI's taxonomy places the organism in Eukaryota, Viridiplantae, Streptophyta, Magnoliopsida, Fagales, Betulaceae. Gene Ontology annotation, molecular function: UDP-arabinopyranose mutase activity. Gene Ontology annotation, cellular component: plant-type cell wall; cytosol; Golgi apparatus. The record is from RefSeq and is a predicted model, not a curated record.